Messenger RNA from Morchella importuna, 978 nucleotides. RefSeq lists its product as uncharacterized. The transcript is spliced from 2 exons. The coding region runs from base 1 to 978 and encodes 325 amino acids. NCBI's taxonomy places the organism in Eukaryota, Fungi, Ascomycota, Pezizomycetes, Pezizales, Morchellaceae. The record is from RefSeq and is a predicted model, not a curated record.
AUGCCUACAACUCGGCGUCGCCUCGGGAGCGGCUCCACUGGCGAAAUGCUCAGCAAGGAACAACGCAACCAAGCUCUCCAAUCUGCAAAGGCCAUUCUUGACGACGUCGCUGUCGGCUGGGAAUACAGCCUCCCUCCCAAGAAGACAAAGCUUCUCGAUAUCGGUCGGCGAGAGGGGAGUCUGGGCGCCUGGCGACCAAGCGGGCUCUCUGCGCAGGAGGUCACUGACGAGGACGACGACUCGGACAUGGAUAUAGAUAUGGACGACGAUGAUGAUGAUGACGAUGAUGACGACGACCCCCACCACUACUCCCGUCCUGCUGGUACUAAUGGCGGGGGUGCCACCCUCGGGGGUGUCGGUCGCAGCAGCAGCUACCGUCGUGCGACUACUCCACCCCCUGUCAAUAAGAGACGUAAACCCAAGAAGAAAAAUCAGCAGCAGCGCGAGGGUGUCUGGGUUUCCCGCGAAGACGAUAGCGACUUCGAGAUCGAUGUGGGGUCCACGGAUAAGAAGGAAGAUGAGUACAUGUGGGAGAGCCCUGACGAUGUCCCUACCGCCGACAAGAUCAGGGAGCGCCACCGCCAGGCACUGGAGGCGGAUAUGGAGUGGAAUUUUGGGCUAAAGCUCUGGACCCACCGUCGCGAUGCGUGGACUGGGGCCACCGAGGAUGGUGAAGUACGAGUCUGCGAGAGCCGUUUUAAAGACAACCCGCUCCACGCCCUCAUUGGCCCCGCAUCCUACGACCAGAUCUACACAAAGGUCUGCCUCGGCGGCGCACAGCCCCCCAUUCCCAUAAAUUUGAGGCAUCUCUGCACUGCGCUCGUCGAAGGCUGGAAGCGCGACGAUCAGUGGCCACCAAAGCCGAGCAGGCCCGAGCCAAGUUUUACCCGGAAAAAGAAUACGGAGGCGGCAGUCACGGCGAAUGCGGGUACGAUGGGCACGCAGCCGGGAAAAAUCAAAAAAAUGUUAAAUUUUUAG